CUUUUGGCAACUGUCUUCUCUUGUAGUGUGAGCAUUUUUCGAUUUCGAAAAUAGGUUCGGAUAGUACUUUCACACGUUGGUAGAGUUCUUACGAGCUCGGGGUUUUGUCAUAGAAGAUGAGGCGUCUUUGUUCUUCACGCGGGGGCAUCUUCGCCCAGACACCACGAGCCCAGCAGAUUGUGUGUGGCUAUCGUUCUCGGGGAUGCCCCCGACCGAGGAGGAAGCUGGCAGAGCGACAUGUAGUUCCACUUUCAAAUAGAUCCCUGACCCCGGCCCAGCGUCCCUUCGCCACCAUGCGCGCUGCAGUGUUGGAAAAGGAUCAAAAAUCGGAGAUGAACAAUACCUUGAACUCCCCCAUCGACUUGCCAAUCUACAAUUUGGAACGCCCCAAACCGAAGGAAGGCGAAAUUCUGGUCAAGACCGCUGCGGCGGGGGUGUGCCACACGGACUUGCACAUCAUAUUAGGCCACAUCCCGUUCCCCAAGCCCGCGGUAAUGGGGCAUGAGCUUGCGGGCGAGAUUGUGGAGUUCGGCCCAAACACGUCGCGGGACAGAAUAGCGAGCGAAGCGAAUUCGACUUCCAGCAGAAGAAAAGAGGCACUGAAGAUCGGGGACAAAAUAAUCGGGACCUUCAUCAUGCCCUGUGGACACUGUCACCAGUGCGAGAACAACCAGGAAGAUAUCUGCGAGACGUUUUUUCAGCAAAACAGGUUGAAAGGAUGCUUGUUGGACGGGACGACAAGGUUGUUCGACGCCGGCUUUCAUGAAAAUGAUGGACAUCAUGGAGAACAAGCUCGUUCUCAUUCGCACAAUGACAAAAGCUCCACCUGCAGUGCGCAUUCGCAUGACAAAAAGGCCACAAGAACAUCGCACCAGACCCACAACCAUCAACCACAGUCCUACGCUAUGUACUCCAUGUCCGCUUUCGCCGACUACUCCGUGAUUCCCGAACGCGCCGUGCACAAACUCCCAGACUCGCUACCCUACUUCGAGUCCUCCAUCAUUGGCUGUGCGCUUUUCACAGCAUAUGGCGCGGUGAAAAACGGCGCAAAACUGGAGUUGAGAGACAAGCAACUGGAACUCCCCCACUCCCCCACCAUCGUGAUCUUCGGCGUGGGAGGCGUGGGGUCGAAUUUGGUGCAGGUGUGCAAGUAUCAAAUGUGAAAAUGUCUGGGUCUGGAAGAAUGCGAGUUUGUCAUGCUUGUCUGGCAUGACUCUUAAAUCUGUCAUGCACAUUGCCAAAGAGCCCCACUUUUCCGUCAUGCACAGACGUAGUUCGUCAUGCAGAAUAGGCAACAGCUAGAAGCUCAGGAACUUGUCAUGCUGAGCCAGCAAUUGUGGUCUCCUCAUGAUACGCCACACAGCAUCACAAGUUUCCAGACCCAGACAUUUUUACAUUUGAUAGCAAGGCGUUUACCGGGGAAGGAGCGAGGAUCAUCGCGGUGGAUAAAAGUUUGGACCGACUGCUUUACGCGAAGGAAACCAUGGGCGCGACGGACUUCGUGCACAUUGAGGACGGGAUGACGGAGGGCGAGAUCAUACGAAGAAUACAUUCGAAAACACCAAAUAAUAGUGGUGCGGAUGUCGCGUUUGAAGUGAUCGGGAACAAGUUCACGGCCAGACAGGCCGUGCUGUCCCUCGCCCCCGGCGGGAAAGCGGUGUUGGCGGGUUUGACAAAACCGGAGAUCCAGAUGGAGUUGCCGAUCACGCACAUUGUGAGGCGGAAAAUAGAAAUCGUCGGGAGCUUCGGGGCGAAGGCCAGUGUGGAUACGCCGGAAGUGCUGAAGAUGCUGGAGAGGCGGGAGUUGUCGCUGGAGUCUGUGAGCGAAAGGUUUUCGCUGGAAGAGGUCAGUGCAGCAUAUAACAAAUUGUAUGAGGGAAGCAUAACCGGGAAAGCGAUUGUGGUGAUGUAACUACUGCGAGUAUGAAUUUAUUGAGUUUGCGGCUCGUGAAGCUGGAACCCUCGGGAACGUGGAGUGUUGCGUCUUGUGAAAACGGGCGUCAUGAUGCAAGGCCGAGUAAGCUCGUGCCUUCAGGUCCAAGUAGCUCCGCGAGGGAUAGCUGAACAAAAAUGAAGUCACUUUCAAUUUCAUUGUGAGCUGCAAAGAAGGAAG
Amoebophrya sp. A120 is the source of this 2113-nucleotide messenger RNA. NCBI's taxonomy places the organism in Eukaryota, Dinophyceae, Syndiniales, Amoebophryaceae. The record is from the annotation of a GenBank genome assembly.